Symsagittifera roscoffensis is the source of this 1322-nucleotide messenger RNA. RefSeq lists its product as uncharacterized. The coding region runs from base 367 to 1221 and encodes 284 amino acids. The record is from RefSeq and is a predicted model, not a curated record. Lineage: Eukaryota; Metazoa; Xenacoelomorpha; Acoela; Convolutidae. The transcript has 3 exons.
UAAGGCGGCCUACUGAUAGCUCCUCUGCGAUUAGCAGGAACCACAUUAUAAUAUUAUAAAACCACCAAUCCGAAUCUGACAUAUUGUUUAUCAUUUGAAUUAACGUAGCACAUCGGAUCCGCGUCUGAUUGCUCAGAACCUUGUGACAACUAAAUAAUUAUACCUUAGGUAUUUGCUUGAGUAACUAUCGCGACGGCGCUUUCAUCUUAAAUUUACUUUUAUUUGCUCCGAUAGCUGUACACAAAACUGCUGAACAAAAGUCAUUAAUUUAAUGGUUAAUUCCACUUCGAUUAAUCUUCAGUCUGGAACUAACUUUUCGCCGUGAAGCAUAAAAUUGAAGACAAUUUAUCGGAAACAAAUCAAAAAAUGACGAUUUUGAUGCAAAUUUGUGUCGUUUUCCUUGGCCUAUCUUCCGUUUUUUCGGCGCCAGCCGGUAGUGAGUUUGUAGAUGUUUGCAAAUCAGACAAUAACGAGGUCCCUGAAAAUGGGCAUCCCCCCAACUAUUGGGGCACAUACAAGUCUACCACCAAGGCCCAGAAGAAGGUGUUUGUGGACAAAAUAUUCGAGCAGAUCCCGAAAGGAACUACGGCAUGCGAACUGCCGUCGGACUUCCAACUGAACAGGCACUACGAAAACAUACAAACCCCAAGUAAACAGAUCUACAGUUUCUACUGUGCGAAAGGAGAAAAUAGAGGCUACGAACACAUUGAAGUGGACGUCACUGUGGGAGAAGAGUUAUAUAUCAGGUGGGCUCAGUCAUUGUCUGAACUAGGAAUCGUGGGAGCUAAGGGAUAUCCCUCAAAUGAAUAUUCCGCGGAAGAACUGGAACAGAAGAAAAGAUACAUUCAGCCCAUUUUUGAAGCGAUAAAGAAUGACAUACCUGCAACUCUGUGCCCUGAUCCUGACCUGAAAGUUCACUUCUCUUUGUCAGAGAAAGACGAAAAUUACCUACACUACUGGAAAUUCCCAGUUUCGUGUGGAGUGGAUGCCGCCGAGAAAAUAGACGUGGAGGUAAUGCAAGACCAGCAGUACUGCUAUGUUGAAGGAGGGAACAUAAAAUUGGUCUUCAAAUCUGAGAGGCCAAUUGGUAACAGCUGGGAAGAAGAAGAAGAGAUCAUCGCCGAAACUCCUUCAUCGGAAUUGCAAAGUGGAGUUGAAAUGAUUUCAUUCUCCACUGUUGCGAUGACGAUGAUUCCACUCGUGUUUUCUUUGAUAUUCUAAUUUGAUCGAGCCCAAGAACUGAUAGAACUCAAAUUGUUAGAUAAAAUAAAAAACUGCGAGGCCUUGAAUGUUCCGCCUGACCUUUACCGUGUUUGAAGUAG